Molecule: messenger RNA, 2100 nt
Organism: Pocillopora verrucosa
Lineage: Eukaryota; Metazoa; Cnidaria; Anthozoa; Scleractinia; Pocilloporidae
Source: RefSeq, a predicted model, not a curated record
CUCCCGGAAGAUUAUAUUAAUGCUGGAGUCGUUUACCAGAAUUUUCACUUCCUUCACGGUUCGAAAGCUUAAUCUUUCGGUUUCAUGAGGAAACAUUUCUGAACUCGAAAUCUGCCAAGUCAUGUUCUUCUCUACAGGAGAAAUUAAUUUUUCAUCAACGCCUUUUUUCAAAAAAGAGCGAGAAAUUCUCCUGAUGUAAUCCCCAUCGGGGUUUCCCCUCAAAUUCUGUAGAUAUUUCCAACCGAGACAAACGUUAGUUCCGUUCGAUUCGUGACCUCGUCCAGACUGAAACAAGAGCAAACUCCAGCGACCAGAAAUGUCGUUUCAGUAUGAUGAAAUUGCAAAGGAAAAAAUAUCUGCUUUAGGCGCUAAACUCGGGAUUAUUGGAAACCAAGCUGACGGUUCACAAUUGAGGAAUAAUUCCCUUGUAUUACCGGUAGCUGGCGAAACUGUCUCAAAGAUAGUACAAGAAUGGCAACAAGAACUUCUCGCUCACCUCAAACCUGUGUCACCCGCGCCAAAAGUGAGCAAAUCCAGCCUUCUUGAUGCUAGAAAGCUUUUUGGGGACAACUUCAAAACAAAAGUGACGCUGCGGAAGUCUGGCCAUCUCGGGGCUUACGAAGAAAUAUCUCUCCUUCAGUUCGAUCCGAACUUUACUUCCUCUGAGGUUAUCUGCCGUCAUCCGUCCUGCUCAACUAAGAAUUCAAAAGCAGCAAAAAGUGGCAACAAAAGGGAUCUUUUCCUCUGUCCAAUUCAUCAGCAAGAGUUGAGGAACAGCAUUUCUGACCUCUUUGCACAGGAGAAAAUUAAACUCUCCAUCAGUACCGAAAAGCCCGAACACGGUCGCUUUGCCGGAUACACGUCACUUAUCAGUCUGCUGGAGGGUGCCUAUCAUGAUGCCAAGAAAUUUCAGACGCUUAAAGGAAAAUCUCCGUUGAUCCAAGAAGCAAUUCUUAAUGUCAGAAACUUCUUGAUCAUAACCAACUGCUUGUUAAACCCCAAUGGUGACAACCUGGAAAUUGGUCUGCCACCUGUAUUCCAAAUAUUGCGCCUCAUCCUCCAAAAUCCAAAUGCAACCAAUCAGUUGGGAGUUCACCUCAUCUACAUGCUCCGCGAGGUCAUAGAGAUGAUUCUUUUCUCUUUUGGUGUGAUCUAUUGUUGGGUGACCCUUGCCCUUAGCAAUCCUGGUGCUCAGAUUGGGUUUGGAGUGGGUAUGAUCUUGGGGGCAGGUGCUUUCCUCCUGGGACCUUGGAGUGGGGCUGCUGGUGUGGCCAUAGGAGGGUCUGCUGGGGGUCUAAUUGGCAAUGGUAUUCACGGCUUAAUUUCUGGUGGACAACGACACCAAGAGCUACAGCGAUUCAGAGAGAGAAGGAGAGAAGCUGGAGGUGAUAUACAACGGAAUGGUCAGCCAAACAACCAGUACCCAGUAUACUAUUUUGAAGGAGAUGUAGCAGGUGGACUAGAUCUGCUUCUAGCAGAGCUUUGAACCACAAAGAUAGUUCAUUAAACCCAUUGAACCCUGAGUCCUGUCUUGAAAUUCUCCCUUUUGCAUGUAAUAGAUUUUCUUGUAAAAUUAAUUUUAAAGAGGAUUUAGUGCUAAAUCAAAAUAGCCUCUUCAAGUUGAUAAUUGUGUCAAUUCUUAUCACAUAUUUGCUUAAUAAUGUAUUCACAUUGUGGGGAGAAGUUUCAAAUUCAUCAUCAAAGAGUUAUUGCAAGUAUGCACAAACAUCACUAAUAGCAAGGUGGUGCCUGUUUUAGUGUGAAUUAAGUUUAAAAAAAAUAACUGAAGAAUUCAAAUAGCAAGAACCAACUGUAUGGUCCAUUUUAGGAAGUGUUAAUUGUUAUAGAGAGUAGUUGUGAAUGGGGAGUUUCUGGAAAUUUCUAGAAAGCUUAGUCAUGCUAUGUGGAUUUAUCUAGAACAUUCUACUGAGUGAUGCAAUCAUUACGUAAUGUUACAAGAAUAGUUACUUUAAAGGUUUCAAGAACCUUUAAUAUUAAUGCCUUAUUAAUGUAUAUAAGCAGUUGGUGACCUAAUUAAGUUAGUGGAUGUUGUUGGCCAAGGCUGACUGCUUGAAAAAGCUAACUAGAGUUGUUGUAGUC